GGGGUGGGAAAAGGAGGGUGUUGUUGCUGCACCCCUGGCCUCCUUUGCAGCUGCAGGAGAGAGUGGUGGGCAGGAAAAAAUCCUGAAUUUUGGAAGGUGCAUGGACAGCUGACCGGGUAAAAAGGAUGGGGAGAAGCUGGUUCCAAUAAAGGGGGUGGGAAGCAGAAAAGGGGAGGGGGCUCCUCAAGGACCUCCAAACUCAUCACACAUCCUAUUUCCUUCUCUUUUUUUUGCAUCCCAGUGUCAGGUCUCCUUUUCCACUCAGCUGCUCCCUGAUUUGACAAGCGCAGAAGACCCAAGUGGGUGGAUAGUCCAGGCAGCGUUUAUUUCUCUUAGGGCAGGUGGGGGUGCUUUGUUUCAGCCCAUGGGGUGCCACCCCUUUGCGGCUGCCUCCUAGGGGCCACUGACAAGGGUGAUGGGCAGGAGCAGAGGGAAAGUAGAUGUGAUUUUUUUUAGCUUUGUGUAUAAGGGGAGGGGUGGUACCUCUGGUGGGGGCAUGUCAUGCUCCUGGGGUAGUUUGCCCACCUUUGGUCUCCAACCUGCACUCAGCUCCCACCUGUGGCUCCUAGAAGCUGUCAGCAUGCAUACAUUUCAUUCCAAAAUUGUUUAAAAUAAUAUAUGAAAUAUAUGAAGAAAUCAAAAAUAUGUUUAAAAUAUAUUUUAGUAAAAAACCGGAGGCAUUCCUUUUAGGUAUAAUCACAAACGAUAUUCCUGACAAUCAUAGUAUUCCUGUGGGUAUUCCUAGUAUUCCUCUACGCGACAACAGCUGCCAGGAUGCUCAUAGCAAAAAAUUGGAAAGGGAGAAAAAUUCCACCAAUGAAAGAAUGGCAAAUUAAAUUUUGUGAAUAUAUAAAUCUGGCAAGACUCACAGCAUUCAUAAGGGGACAAUCGGACCAUAAAUUAUUAAAAGAAUGGGGAUGUGUUAAAGAGUAUAUGAAAAAAACAUUGUUCUGGAGUAAGCCUAUCGGUAUGUGAUGAAUGAUGCUUUGCAGGGGUAAAGAAAGAGAAAAAUGGUGUAAAAAGUAUAAAGAUAGAGGUAAUCUAUAUUAGACACAAAAACUUAGAAAGAGUAAAAAUUUUGAGGUCUUAGAACAAAGGAAGGAAGUCAAUAUGUGUAUAUGUAUGUAAUGACUAGAUUAGAAUGAUGAUACCGUUUUAUUUGUAGAUGUGUGUUUCUGUUUUUUUGUGUUCUUUUUUCUCUGCGUUUUGUUUUUCUUGCUUGUACUGUUUUAUUUUGGAUUCAAUGUUUGUAACUUUUGUUGUAAUUUUGCACUGAAAAUAAUAAUAAUAAAAUUUUUAAAAAGCUGUCAGCAUGCAACAGCAGCCACAGACCUGGGAAAUGUAUUUGACUGGCUGACUAAACCAGGUGAGCGUAGUCGAUGGGUCUCAAACCCUUGGUCAGUUAGGGGCUUCUCCUGCAAGUAAAGACAAGCUCCGUGGAACAGAUGAGACCAAGAAUGGGCCCAACAGUCAAGAAGGUGGUUUCUGCACGUGCUGUAGAGGGAAGUGAGGGGCAGAUGGGGCUCCCCCACCUGGGAAGGCAGCCCAUCUGGGAGAAGGAAAGCUCUGAUUCUAAACCUCCGCUGCCUUGGGGGAAAUCUGUUGUAGGGAUAAAACAAAGAGAGGGGAAGCUCAUAAGCCCCCUUGCUUCUUCCUGACUCUUUAAGAGUUCUGGGAUCCGAUGAAGGCAAUCUUACAUCAGGCGCUGACAGUUCACCUUGUGCUCGUUCUCCUUUUCUUUCUCGUUGAUCUCUUCCCCCAUUUUUGUAGGUCGACGCACCUCUUUUGCGCGAGGGAUGGAAAUGGAGGAGCAAGAACUUGCAGGUCCCACCUCAGCGGAAGGAAAAGGAAAAGCCCAUCACGUCCUCCAGGCUAGGGGUGUCGGGGAAUUCCUGCAGAGGAGACCCCGGGGAGCUGUGAAGCGGGAACCGGCUGAGGACUCCCUCCAUCACUGGGAAGCCCAGUGGCGGGAGUUCCUAAGGACGGUGGAGACCCCCAAAGAAGUGUGCUGGGCAUCCCCUCCGCCACCAGAAGAGCCCAGCCCCUGGGACGACGCCAAGGCCUUCCUGGCCUCCUUCGAGCAAGUGGCCGAAGCCUGCCGGUGGCCCACGGAGGACUGGACUGCCCACCUCCUGCCGGCCAUCAGCGGAGAGGCCGAGCGGGCCUUUAUCGGCUUGGAGGCCAGAGACAGGGAGGAUUAUGGGAAAGUGAAGGCGGCCAUCUUGCGAGGGGACGCCAUGAAGCGGGAGAAGAACCGGCAGCGCUUCCGGCGCUUCUGCUACCAGGAGGCCGAGGAGCCGAGAGGGGCUUACAGGCGGCUCCAGGAACUCUGCCGCCGGUGGUUGAGAUUCGAAAGGCACUCCAAGGAGCAGAUCCUGGAGCUGCUGAUCCUGGAGCAGUUCCUGGCUAUUCUGCCGCCAGAGAUCCAGGGCUGGGUGAGGGAGUGCGGCCCGGAGACCUGCUGCCAAGCUGUCACCCUGGCGGAGGAUUUCCUGCUGAGGCAGCGAGAGGCCGAGAGGCAGGUAAGCCAGGUGAGGCCACUUGGCAGAAUUCGUUGCCAGGUUGCAGGUGAGACAUACUGAAGUUGGUGGUGUUGAAAGUGCAACUGCAGUGUGGGUCGACGUAUGCUCCGGGUGAGGCACAAACUCACAACCUCGGAGAGCUAGUGUGGCGUAAGGGUUAGAGCAGGGGUCAGCAAACUUUUUCAGCAGGGGGCCGGUCCACUGUCCCUCAGACUUUGUGGGGGGCCGGAUUAUAUUUUGGAAAAGAAAAUAUUAACAAAUUCCUAUGCCCCACAAAUAACCCAGAGAUGCAUUUUAAAUAAAAGCACACAUUCUACUCAUGUAAAAACACGCUGAUUCCCAGACCAUCCACGGGCCAGAAGGUGAUUGGGCCGGAUCCGGCCCCCAGGCCUUAGUUUGCCUACCCAUGGGUUAGAGUGUCAGACUAGGACUUGGGAGACCAGGUUUCGAAUCCCCACUCGGCCAUGAUGAAGUUUGCUGGGUAACCUUUAAAAUUCCUAAUAGAAAAGCCUCUGGUUAUUUUAAACAUUUUUUUCAAUUCAUUAUAUAUCAUUUCCCAGAAUGCUUUUAUUACCUUACACAUUCACCACAUAUGAUAAAAGGUGCCUUCUUUUUCUUUACAUUUCCAACAGAUAUUUGUACCUGAUAAUUGCUAACUUAAAAAGGUAAAGGGACCCUGACCAUUACUGGCCGACUCUGAGGUUGUGGCGCACAUCUCGCUUUACUGGUCGAGGGAGCCGAUGUACAGCUUCCGGGUCAUGCGGCCAGCAUGACUAAGCCGCUUCUGGCAAACCAGAGCAGCACACGGAAACGCCAUUUACCUUCCCGCCGAAGUGGUACCUAUUUAUCUACUUGCACUUUGACAUGCUUUUGAACCGCUAGGUUGGCAGGAGCAGAGACUGAGCAACGGGAGCUCACCCCGUUGCAGGGAUUCGAACCGCCAACCUUCUGAUCGGCAAGUCCUAGGCUCUGUGGUUUAACCCACAGCGCCACCUGCGUCCCUUAUAUUUGCUAACUUACUUGGUGUUAAAUACCAACAGUACAGUACAUCAUUUUGAUAUAAUUUUCCUUCAGCGUACAGCAUGCCAUGAAAUCACAGCAAGUUUUCUGGGUACCCUUGGGUCAGUCACUGUCUCUCACCCUAACCUACCUCACAGGGUUGUUGUGGGGGUUAAAUGAGAUGGGGAAGAUCCAUUUACGCCACCUCGAGCCCCUUGGAGGAAAAGGUGCAAUAAAUAAAAACCAUAAAUUAUAAAUGCAAGUACUCCAUUAGGUUUUCCUCUAUAAGGAGUUCUAUUUUCUAGGGAAACUCAAUCUUAAUUUCUCCUUCAGGAUUUUUGGUGGGGGUUUUUUUUUGGGGGGGGGGAGAAUAAUUAACACCUUAUUACUCACCUUCCCGGCCAUGUUGCUUGCUUGUUUUUAUUUAAGCCAUUUAUAUGCUGCUUAAAUGCAGUAGUCUCUAAGUGGUUUUCUAAGAUACAGUACAGGAAAGGUAAACAUCAGUUAAAAGUAUAAAAUCAGACUUAAACUGCCUGCUAGAAUUUUUAAAAAAAAUGUCUUUAGGGAGCACUGGAACUUCAGCAGGGGAUAUGUGCUGGCGGUAGUCUGUCCCCAUCAACAGUCCGCAUUUUACACCAGCUGGAGCCUCCAGACCAGGCCCAAGAAUGUCCCCACAUGGAGCACAUUGAAAUACCGUAUUUUCCGCCCUAUUGGACGCACCGGCCCAUAGGACGCACCUAGGUUUUUGGGGGGGAAAUAAAGGGGGGGAAAUUAUUCCCCCCCCCAGCCGCGGAUGUCUGCCCGAAGCAUGGGCUCCCCAGGCUUGCUGAUAGCUUCCUGAAGCCUGGAGAGCGAGAGGGGUCGGUGCACACCAACCCCUCUCGCUCUCCACGCUUCAGCGAAAGCUUGCAUUCGCCCCAUAGGACGCACAUAGAUUUCCCCUUCAUUUUUGGAGGGGAAAAAGUGCGUCCUAUAGGGCGAAAAAUACGGUAAUUGCGUCUGGAGUCUAUCGACGCUUGGAUCACUGUGGUCAGGCUACCCCUGUCCAAGAAUGGCUGCAGUUGGCUUCCUGACCAUAGCUGGUAAAAGGUACCGCUAGCCAUAGAGGCCACCUCAGCUUCCAGUUCUCUAAAUCUGCCUUUCUCAACCUGUGGGUCCCCAGAUGUUCAUAGAAUCAUAGAAUCAUAGAGUUGGAAGAGACCACAAGGGCCAUCGAGUCCAACCCCCUGCCAAGCAGGAAACACCAUCAGAGCACUCCUGACAUAUGGUUGUCAAGCCUCUGCUUAAAGACCUCCAAAGAAGGAGACUCCACCACACUCCUUGGCAGCAAAUUCCACUGUCGAACAGCUCUUACUGUCAGGAAGUUCUUCCUAAUGUUUAGGUGGAAUCUUCUUUCUUGUAGUUUGGAUCCAUUGCUCCGUGUCCGCUUCUCUGGAGCAGCAGAAAACCUUUCUCCCUCCUCUAUGUGACAUCCUUUUAUAUAUUUGAACAUGGCUAUCAUAUCACCCCUUAACCUCCUCUUCUCUAGGCUAAACAUGCCCAGCUCCCUUAGCCGUUCCUCAUAAGGCAUCGUUUCCAGGCCUUUGACCAUUUUGGUUGCCCUCCUCUGGACACGUUCCAGUUUGUCAGUGUCCUUCUUGAACUGUGGUGCCCAGAACUGGACACAGUACUCCAGGUGAGGUCUGACCAGAGCAGAAUACAGUGGCACUAUUACUUCCCUUGAUCUAGAUGCUAUACUCCUAUUGAUGCAGCCCAGCAUUGCAUUGGCUUUUUAGCUGCCGCGUCACACUGUUGGCUCAUGUCAAGUUUGUGGUCAACCAAGACUCCUAGAUCCUUUUCACAUGUACUGCUCUCAAGCCAGGUGUCACCCAUCUUGUAUUUGUGCCUCUCAUUUUUUUUGCCCAAGUGCAAUACUUUACAUUUCUCCCUGUUAAAAUUCAUCCUGUUUGUUUUGGCCCAGUUCUCUAAUCUGUCAAGGUCGUUUUGAAGUGUGAUCCUGUCCUCUGGGGUGUUAGCCACCCCUCCCAGUUUGGUGUCAUCUGCAAAUUUGAUCAGGAUGCCCUUGAGUCCAUCAUCCAAGUCGUUGAUAAAGACGUUGAAUAAGACCGGGCCCAAGACAGAACCCUGUGGCACCCCACUAGUCACUCUUCUCCAGGAUGAAGAGGAACCAUUGAUGAGCACCCUUUGGGUUGUUGAACUACAACUCCCAUCACCCCUAGGUAGCAAGGCCAGGGCUCAGGGAUGAUGGGAGUUGUAGUCCAACAACAUCUGGGGACCCACAGGUUGAGAACCGAUGCUCUAAAUGCUAGGGGAUGAUGGGACUUUUAGUCUAGCAGAAACCAGAGGUUCACAGGUUCCUCAUCCCUGAUAUAGGAGACAGAGAGGAGAGGAGAUAGCCACCUUCAAACAUCUGAAGGGCUGUCCCAUGGAAGAUGGAGCAAGCUUGUUUUCUCCUGCCCCGGAGCGUAGGGCCAGAACCAAUGGAUUCAAGUUACAAGGAAGGAGUUUCCGACGAAACAUCAAGAAUAACUUUCUGACAGUAAGAGCUGUUUGACAGUGGAAAUGUCUCCCUCAGGAGGUUGUGGACUCUCCUUCCUUGGAGGUUUUUAAGCAGAGGUUGGGUGGCCACCAGCUUUAGCUGAGUUUCCUGCAUUGCUUGGGGUUGGAGACCCUUCCAACAAUUCUGUGAUCUAAAAAAGGUUCUUCUCUGCUGUUUCAGGUGGUCUUUGAGAAGGCAGCUCUGAGUUCCUCUGAGGCAGGCCAGGCCCCAUCUGAGGUCGAGCAGAGGCAGCUGUGCAGGGAGGCCAAGCAAGAAUAUGACGACGAUAUCGACGAGGAAGAGGCCGGCCUGCUGGGUAAGGAGGGACAAGCCUUGCUUGCGCCCAAGUUCUUCAGCGCUCUGUAGUUGCUCCCUUGGCAUUGCAGGGGGCUGGGCUGGAUGCUACAACAGGCAGAAAAUUCAUAAAGUGGUCAGCCAAGACCCGAUCUUCAAGUGCUUCACAGGACAAGACAUUUGGGGAGUCACCCCUGCUUUAUUGCUUUGUAGAUCAGAAUUGUGGAACUCUAGAUGUUGCUGGACUAUAAUUCCCAGCAGACCUGACCAUUGGCUGUGCUUGCUGGGAGCUAUAGUUCACCAGCAUCUGGAGGGCUUUUCCAUUCCUCACCUAUUUGCUAAUGAUCACCUCUGCUAAUUAGAGUCUCUUGCUAGUUCUUUGCCUUUUUUAUAUACAUUUUUAUUAUUUUUUUAACAUAGUAAUUCCAACAUUCAUACAGCUUAACCCAGUGAAUAUCUCAGUGCAUGAAACAGUUCUUCUGGCUAUGCUAAGUCAGUGAAUUCAAUAUGCUUACGAUAAGAAUCCAGUCUUGUGCUCAUGUCUAUCUGGGCUAAAGCCCUAGAACCUGCAUUAAUGAUUAUCUGUCAAGUAGUAAAACCCUUUGAAUGUUGAAUAGUUGGUGCCACGGACACACUGUUAAAACCAUGUUCAUGGAAGACAAUCUUACUCGGCUACAAGUGAUCACCAAAGAAAGAGGAUGAUGAAGAGUUGGUGCCAACCCUUGACCUGUUUGCUCCUGCUUCCAUCAUCUGUAACUCUCUGGGUGGCCAUCUGGGGACCUGCUAGGCUGCGGGGAACUGGGCCUCUUCCUUGAAGUCCAGUCUCCUACAAUGCCAAGUAAAAAUGGUUCUGGUUUCUUAAUAAAUGUAUAUUUCAACAACUUUUUCAUCACAUUAUAUAUCAUUUCCCAGAAGUUUUUCACUUUUUUACAUUCCCACCACAUGUGAUAAAAUGUCCCUUCUUUUGCUAGUUCUUUGCCUUUAUCCCAGCAGGAGCUGUGUGGGACGGCGAGAUCGAGGGGGAGCCAGACGCAGCAUCUUCAGAAACACUUCUGCAUCAGGAGGUGGAAGAGCACUCUGAAGAUCGAGGCAGGCCAAACAGGCAGCCGAGAAGGAAUCUGGAACCAAACGAGAAGAGGAGGAAUAAGUCCGUCGCCAUUCAGGUCGGCAACUUCCACGAAUUCCUCAGCCAGCAGAAGGGAAAGAGGCCGAACAAGUGCCUUGUGUGUGGCAAAAGCUUCAGCUGCAAAUCGAGCCUGAAGGCCCACCAGAGAGUCCACACGGGCGAGAAGCCGUACAAGUGCUCCGAGUGCGGAAAGAGCUUCAUCCAAAUGUCAAACCUUACUGCACACAAAAGAACCCACACAGGGGAGAAGCCCUACACCUGCUCGGAGUGCGGAAAGAGCUUCAGCCGGAGCGACCACCUGACUUUACAUCAGAGGACACACACAGGGGAGAAGCCGUACAUGUGCGCCGAGUGCGGGAAGAGCUUCAGUCAGAGCACCGACCUCACCUCACACCAGAGAAUCCACACCGGAGAGAAGCCUUACAAAUGCUUGGCGUGCGGGAAGAAUUUCAGCCGGAGUUACCGCCUCACUAUCCACCAGAGGAUGCACACAGGGGAGAAGCCGUAUAAAUGCCUGGAGUGUGGCAAGAGCUUCAGUCGGAGUGACCAUCUCACUUCACAUAAGAAAAUGCACCCGGGGGAGAAAUCAUAAAAAUGAAGCUUUCCUCACACAUAGAACAGUCACGGCUACCCUGUCUGGGAACCCUCUCACAAUGGAGAAACUAUAAAUGCUCAGAGUUUAGCAAAAAAAAAAAAAUCUGUUACAGUAGAACCUCAGUUUUCGAAUGUAAUCCGCUCCGGAAGACCGUUCGACUUCCAAAACGUUCAAAAACCAAGGCGCAAAGGGCGGUCUGCAAUUUGAACGGAGAAAAUUGAAAAUACCUCAGCAGAAGCCGUUCAACUUCCGAGGCGCGUUCAAAAACAGAAGCAAUUACUUCCGGGUUUUCGGCAUUUGAAAACUGAAACGUUCAGCUUCCGAGACGCUCGAAAACCGAGGUUCCACUGUACUUUAAAUAAGGUCUGGUGAUGGGGGUAGGGUUUGUUUCAAAAAUUGGAAUCGAAGCAGAACAGAUCCUGAGGACAGCAAACGUUUGAAAAUAUCCUGCCAAUUCUCCAGCAAGCAAUUAAAUUGCCAAAGGAGGCAGUUUUCCAGCUGCUUUCCAGAUAUAUAAAAGUUUUGUGUCAGCAGUCACCUUAUGCAAAAACUACAUAAAAAGAAAGUUUUCCUUGAUUUUUUUUUUUAAAAAAAAACAUUAUGUACUGUUAUAUUCACCUCGUAUUUCUUUAAGCAGGCAGCAAACUGUCCUUUACAGAUCUUUCUCCUCUGGAUAGAUUUGCAUGCUGAUAUGUAAACGUGUUCAGGGUUGGUUUUAAGCAACAACAAAAAUAAACAAUGUUAAAACGUUUCUCAGAGGAGGUUGUGCUUUGUUGGAGUGGUUCCCAGAGGCAGUAGUGCUUCUGAAUACCAGUCACUGGAAACUACAGGAGGAGAGAUUUGCUGCUAUACUCAGGUCCUGCUUCCAGGCUUCCCAUCAGGUCAUCUGCUCAGUCCCUGUGAGAAAAGGAUACUGGACUAGAUGGGCCCUUGGCUCUUAUGCUCUUAUAUGUGGUCUGUGAGAUGGAUUCCGGUGGCCUGCGGCAGUAUCUGUGGAUAUGUGGUUGAAGCCGGGAUGUGACACAUUCCAUCUCAUUCCAAACAUGGAUAAUAAAAAUAAUAAUUUUAUUAUUUAUACCCCACCCAUCUAGAUGGGUUUCCCCAGCCACUCUGGGCAGCUCCCAACAGAAUAUUAAAAACACGGCAAAACAUCAAACAUUAAAAACUUCCCUAAACAGGGCUGCCUGCAGAUGUCUUCUGAAAGUCAGAUACAGUGGUACCUCGGG
Molecule: messenger RNA, 9301 nt
Organism: Podarcis lilfordi (Lilford's wall lizard)
Lineage: Eukaryota; Metazoa; Chordata; Lepidosauria; Squamata; Lacertidae
Source: the annotation of a GenBank genome assembly